Messenger RNA from Oenanthe melanoleuca, 4029 nucleotides. It is a transcript of the gene H6PD, whose product is annotated as hexose-6-phosphate dehydrogenase/glucose 1-dehydrogenase. Gene Ontology annotation, molecular function: 6-phosphogluconolactonase activity; NADP binding; glucose-6-phosphate dehydrogenase activity. The coding region runs from base 412 to 2784 and encodes 790 amino acids. The transcript has 7 exons. The record is from RefSeq and is a predicted model, not a curated record. NCBI's taxonomy places the organism in Eukaryota, Metazoa, Chordata, Aves, Passeriformes, Muscicapidae. Gene Ontology annotation, biological process: pentose-phosphate shunt, oxidative branch; glucose metabolic process; pentose-phosphate shunt. Gene Ontology annotation, cellular component: endoplasmic reticulum.
GAGCGGGGGUCAGUUCGGACCGGAGGGGUCAGUUCUGGCCGGAGGGGUCAGCCCGGACCCCGCUCUGCGCUGUCCUGCGGCGGCGUGAGGGCUGCGGGCAUGGAGGGCUGCGGGCAUGGAGGGGGUUUGGAAGCAGCUGCUGUCACGAUGCUGAGGCCGGAGCACACGGAGUGAGGCUGAGUCAGAGCCAGAAGGGCCAAACACGAAUUCGUGCACCUUUCAGCUUGCUUUUAAUGAAGGGAACAACCUGCCGUCUCUGUCCUGCACAUCCAACCACUGGUCAGAGACACCCAGGCACAGGAGGAGCAAGGUUUGCGCUGGAAGAGGCUGUGCAGGAGAAAAAUUUCCAGCUGCUUUUGUCUCUAAAGCUCCUGUUUUACAGUGCUCCUGGCUCUGCCUCUUCUCCCCAAGAUGCUGGGAAGGGUCCUGUGCACGGUGCUGUUCAUGGGAGCCCUCCCAUCCCCAGCUGGAGCAUCCCAGGGCCACAUCUCCGUGGUCUUGCUGGGAGCCACGGGUGAUUUGGCCAAGAAGUAUUUGUGGCAGGGUCUGUUCCAGCUCUACAUGGACCAAGUGAGCAGUGGCCACAGCUUCACGUUCCACGGGGCUGCACUGGCAGCUCAGGAGCCGGGGCAGAGGCUGAUGUUUGACGUGCUGAAGAAGCUGUCCUGUCCCCCUGACGAGCCUCCCAACAGGUGUGCAGUGCUCAAGGACCAGUUCCUGAAGCUGAGCCAGUACCACCAGCUGAAGACUGCUGAGAACUACACAGCCCUGAGCAGAGAGAUCGAGAGCCUGCUCCGCCAGGAGGGGCUGAAGGAGGCGGGGAGGAUCUUCUACUUCUCAGUGCCGCCCUUUGCCUACACCGAGAUUGCCCAGCACAUCAGCAGCAGCUGCCGGCCCCCUGCUGGAGCCUGGCUGCGAGUGGUGCUGGAGAAGCCCUUUGGCCACGACCUGCAGUCAGCCCAACAGCUGGCUGCACAGCUGGCUGGAUUCUUCAGGGAGGAGGAGAUGUACAGGGUGGACCAUUACCUGGGCAAGCAGGCUGUGGCCCAUAUCCUGCCUUUUCGGGAUCAGAACCGACAGUUUCUGGACCCAAUUUGGAACCGACAUCAUGUGGAGAGAGUGGAGGUUGUCUUGAAGGAGACUGUGGAUGCUAAAGGCCGCACCAGCUUCUACGAGCAGUACGGGGUGAUCCGGGACGUGCUGCAGAACCACCUGACCGAGGCCCUCCUGUUCCUCAUCAUGGAGCUCCCUGCCAACGUCAGCAGUGCACAGGAGGUGGUGCAGCACAAGCUGCAGGCACUGCAGUCCCUGUGGGGCCUGCAGAGGAGCAGUGCUGUGCUGGGGCAGUACCAGGCCUACGACAGCCAGGUGCAGGAGGAGCUGCAGGAGGCACCGGGCUACGUCAGCACCACACCAACCUUUGCAGGGGUGCUGAUCCACAGUGACAGCCCGCGCUGGGAGGGGGUGCCUUUCCUGCUCACAUCCGGGAAGGCUCUGGAUGAGCGGGUGGGCUACGCCCGUGUGCUUUUCAAGAACAGGGCCUACUGCCCUCAGAGUGGCACUCUGAGGGAGGCAGGGCACAGCCAGUGCAAACCCAAGCAGAUCAUCUUCUACUUCGGGCACGGUGCGCUUGGCACCCCUGCGGUGCUGGUGAGCAGGAACCUCUUCCAGCCUGCCAUGCCCAAAGACAGCUGGAAAGAAGCAGAGGCUCGGUCAGACCUGCACAUCUUUGGACAGCCACUGUCUGAUUUCUACAUGUACAGCCCUGUGAAAGAGAGAGAUGCAUAUUCUGUCCUCAUCUCCAACAUCUACCACGGCAGGAAGGAUUUCUUCAUCACCACGGAGAACCUGCUGGCCUCCUGGGCCUUCUGGACACCGCUGCUGGACAGCACCUCCCACCAGCCCCCGCGCCUCUACCCCGGGGGCGUGGAGAACCAGCAGCUGCUGGACUUUGAGAUGGUGGGUGGGGGGCUGGCCUUCACCCUGGCAGAGCCAGCAGAGCUGCUGAGCCCCAGCAGGCAGAUGCCAAGUGAUUUCAGGGCCAUCCAGUCCAAAUUCCGGCAGAGUCCCCUGGUCUCGGGCUGGGCCGAGGAGCUGAUUUCCCGGCUGGCGUCGGACAUGGAGGAGGCGGCGCUGAGCAGCGUGGCUCGCUCGGGGCAGUUCCACCUGGCGCUGUCGGGGGGCUCCAGCCCGGUGGGGCUGUUCCAGAGGCUGGCCAGGCACCACUACGGCUUCCCCUGGCAGCACACCCACGUGUGGCUGGUGGACGAGCGCUGCGUGCCCCUGAGCCACGGUCAGUCCAACUUCCAGGGGCUGCAGCGGCACCUCCUGCAGCACGUGCGGGUUCCCUACCUCAACAUCCACCCCAUGCCCGUGCAGCUGAACCAGCGCCUCUGCGUGGAGGAGGACGGCGGUGCCCAGCUCUAUGCCAAGGACAUCGCGGCCCUGGUGGCCAACGCCAGCUUCGAUCUGGUGCUGCUGGGGGUGGGCACGGACGGGCACACGGCCUCGCUCUUCCCCCGCUCCCAGAGCGGCCUGCAGGGGGCUCCCGGCGUGGUGCUGACCGAGAGCCCCGUCAAACCUCACCAGAGGAUGAGCCUCAGCCUGCCCCUCAUCAACAGGGCCAGGCAGGUGUUCGUGCUAGUUUUGGGCAAGGGCAAGCACGACAUCGCCACCCUGCUCAGCAGAGUGGGCCACGAGCCCAGCAAGUGGCCCAUCUCAGGGGUCAGCCCCAGCUCUGGCCAGCUGGUCUGGUACAUGGAUUAUGAAGCUCUGCUGGGCUGAUGCCUUCAGUGUCCCUCCUGCCUUGUCUGCGUGACCUUUACAGCCUGGAUUUUCCUACACAAUGUCCAUGUCCCUCUGUUGCCAGCAGCAGCUUCAUCCCUUUGCCUCCAGCCUUCUGGGAGAUCCAGCCUGCAGCACCUCUGACUUUUGAGCCUGGAGGGGGCUGGGCUCAGUGUCCAGAGCUCAGGAGGAGCCAGGAGCACAAUGCAGCAUUUCUGGCUCUGCUCUCAGUUCUGACUGAGACUGUGGACAAAUGACCUCACCUUGAAGUGCCUCAGUUUUCCUGUCAGGCCUUUGUGCUCAUUGGCACAUAACUACCUCACAGACACUACAGGAGACUUGUUCAAUCACCUGCUGCCAAAUGCUUUUAAGUUUCCUGUAAUUCUCAGGCUAAAAGACAGUAAUAACACAUUCAGUGUGGCUGGGCCAGAGUCAUCUCAGUGAAAUGAUGGUGGUGUGCCCAUGGAGCUGCAACCUUGUGUGUGCAGCCCCUCCUGCUGGGAGCCAGGCUCUGGCUGUGGCUGGGAGCACAGACAGCCUCUGCCUUUUGGGGCAGAAAUGCUGGCACUGAUGUGUAAGCUCACUGCAGCCCUCAGCCUUUCAGAGUGCCCAGCAGCAGAGGCUGAGCCUGUGAGCACGAAUUGGGUGCAUUCAUUGAGUGAUGGCUGAUCAGGGGGUUGGGGAAGGAGCACAAACUGCUUUUGGGGCUGUUAAAAUCAAGAUUGGGCAGGAGGACAAACUGCUUUUGGGGCUGUUAAAAUCAUGGGGACAGGGUGAGGGGAAUGGCAGCUCACAGAGCUGCUGUUUGCUAGGAGUGCAAUAAUUACUGAGGGAAAAGCUUACUGCUUAGAGGAAUGGUUGGGUUUAGCUGGCAGAGAAAUCUUUUCUUUUUAAACAAAAAUGUCCAAAAAUGUAACUUCAUUCCAGUUCUUUUGUAUUUCUUGUGAGGGAACAAGUUUUAAUGAAAAACUGACCUAUGAGAAAGUAACUAUAUUGUUAUGGACAGAGUUUAUUUCUGUCUUACAGGUGACAGUGGCAUUGGAGUUUUCUUACUUUUGCACACUUGCUUGGUAAUAUGUGGCUGGAACCUCUUGAAAUAAACACUGAGAGGUUUAAUUGCACUUUUAAAUAAGCACAUGGGAUUUUUCCCAGGGAGCUAGUGAAAACAGGGUUUACUUGUGAAGUCUCUGUCUAGUGGGUCACCCCAAAACUUAUCCUAGAUUUUAUUAAAAUCCAUUAAAAGUU